AUGUCAUUGGAUUUGAACAAAUUGGUCCAUUACCAAAGCGUGUACUAUCUUCUGCUUGCGGCCGGAGGUGAGAUCUUCAACCAGUGCGUGUCCGAUGACGAGGCCUUCAGUGAAGAGGACGUGAGGAAGCUUAUGAGGCAAAUCCUAGAGGGAGUCACCUUCCUACACCGGAACGACAUAGUCCACCUUGACCUAAAGCCCCAGAACAUUCUGCUGACCAGAAGCUCUCCUCUGGGUGACGUCAAGAUCGUGGACUUUGGUCUGUCCAGGAUGGUCUGCAGCCACCAGGAGCUCAGAGAGAUCAUGGGAACCCCGGAGUAUGUUGCUCCUGAGAUUCUGAAUUACGAGCCAAUAAGCACGGCAACGGACAUGUGGAGUAUUGGGGUUCUGGCAUAUGUGAUGCUCACAGGAGUCUCUCCAUUCUUGGGCGAGGACAAGCAGGAGACGUUCCUUAACAUUUCCCAGCUUAACAUCAGCUAUGCCGAGGACGAGCUGCGGCAUCUGGACCAGGCCGCCCUGUCCUUCAUGCAGAUGCUGCUCCGCAAGAAGCCACAGGAUCGAGCCACAGCCGAGCAGUGUCUCCAGCAUCCUUGGCUUCAGCCUUUAAAACCACCGAAGGACCAAGAAGUGUCCUGCAGCGCCAUCGUGCAUGACCCAGUCGGCAACGUGAACGCAGCACAGCAGCAGCAGCAGCAGGAGGAGGAGGAAUUAAAGGAGGAACAGCCUGUGACAGAGGAGCUGAUAGUGGUGGCGGCCUACACUUUGGGUCAGUGCCGCCAGACUUCCAGCUCAGACAUGGAGGUUCGGGCCACUGAGCAGAAGGCCGUUUCCAAGCGCUUCAAGUUUGAGGAGCCGUUUGCCGCCGUCCUGCAGGAGGUUCCUGGAGAGUUCAUCUACUAACUUCUUACCAGACAUUCAACAACAAUCAUCUGCUCUUUGUGGAAAAGCCUAAUAACUGGCCAGAUGUUGGACAUCUGAAAUCUGCACACCUUGCGGCCCAGGAAGAACCUUGAAAGGACCUUGUGAUGUGUCUGUCCGAGCUUACCAAGACAACUGCUUUUACCAACAGCUGGUCAGUGGGAUAAAAUCUUUUUAAAAAGAUUUUAGCAAAUUGCAAAACUGCUCCAAAAACUCUCUCUCUCUCUCUUGUUUCGUCUGUGUGUUCUCCUCACAUUAAGCCCUGACAUUUUCAUUGUUCUACCCUGGAGAAAUAUUUAUACUGUAUAUAUAUAUAUUUGUCCAUGUAAAUAGUAACAACUCUCGAGAAAAUUAAAUUAUUAGAAAAGUAUGUAAAAAAAAAAAAAGUCUAGUUAGUGUACUGAGCGUUUAGUUGUUUUUUAAAAAAACACCAAUUUUUUUUUUUUGUUUUGUUUUUUUGUUUACAUCAAACCUACCUGGUUAUAGAUUGCACCAAAACAAAUGUGUAAAACGGUAGAGUCUUGUGUGUUUCCUGUUCGUCGGAAUUUUGGAACAGACCUCCACGGAACUGUUCUGACCAUCUUCUGUCUGUAACUGAACCCGUAAACCAGCGUAUAAAUGUGUGUAAACUUUACGUAAUAAAAGGUCAAGAAAACUUGAGUAACUCUGCAAAGCCCUAUAAAGUAUUUUCAAAUGUGCACUCACUGGCAAAAAGCUUUUAAGGCGCCGUUAUGAUGAAGUAUGUUGAAAGCAUCAACAGUAGUAGUUCUGCACUGUAGUAGUAAACUUGCUAAAUCGCUACUUCUUUACUACUUAAGUAUUCACUUACAUUAUUUUGACUGUUGCCGCUCCUUUAGCUAAUGUUUAAAAAUGUUAAGUAGGAAAACAGUUUUCACAGCCAUAUAUUUAAAGGUUUAACUCAACAACAGGUUCUCGAUGUACGUCAGAGUUCCGUUCUUUUGGCGCAGCGUAACUCGACGUUUGCCAUAAGUCAGUACUCCCAUUAUGUACAUAAGUACCUAUGUCACCCACCUAAUGCUAGGCUAACACGGUGGUAACAUCAUCAUCUAGGAGAGUGGUUCUCAAACUUUCCCAUAAUUCCGUACUGCCUAAUCUCAAUACAUAAUCUCAC
Molecule: messenger RNA, 2050 nt
Organism: Cynoglossus semilaevis (tongue sole)
Lineage: Eukaryota; Metazoa; Chordata; Actinopteri; Pleuronectiformes; Cynoglossidae
Gene: stk17a
Product: serine/threonine kinase 17a
Exons: 7
Coding region: 1-900 (299 amino acids)
Biological process (GO): intracellular signal transduction; positive regulation of apoptotic process; protein phosphorylation
Cellular component (GO): nucleus
Molecular function (GO): protein serine/threonine kinase activity; ATP binding
Source: RefSeq, a predicted model, not a curated record